This is a messenger RNA of Schistosoma mattheei, 4277 nucleotides long. The record is from the annotation of a GenBank genome assembly. Lineage: Eukaryota; Metazoa; Platyhelminthes; Trematoda; Strigeidida; Schistosomatidae.
AUGAAAUUACCUCAUAGUGGUGGAGCAUUUGCACCAGCACGUCCACAACCUCCAGCUUAUUUUACUGGUAGUAAUUUAUCAUUUGCUGGUUUUACAUUUAAUCGUUAUCAUCGUUAUUUAGAAAUGUUCUCACGUAAUUUAAACAAUCAUAAUACAACAGAUUUAAAAACUAAUAAUCAUCAACAAACUUUAUUAAAUGAAACAUUAGAAUGUCAAAAAUUCACUGAACAAACAUUAAAUGAAUUAAAACAAUCUUAUCAACAUUUAGAAUGUCAAUCUAUUAAAGAUCAAAUUACUUUAAAAGAUCUAAAUCGACGUUAUAUUGAAUCACAAAAUGAAAUAGAACAAUUAAAGAAUAUUAAAGUUGAUUUAGAUCAUCAAUUAAAUGAUGUUUAUACACAAUUAAGUAAUAUACAAUAUGAACGUGAAUCUAUACAAAAUGAAUUAAAAGAAUUAGAUCAACGUUAUCAAUCUAUUAACUUGAAUUUGGAUAAUGAACGUCGUGAUAAUUCUUUAUUAAAAACUGAAAAAGAACAAUUAGAAUAUCGUAUUCAUCAAUUAGAACGUGAAUUAAAACAAAAAUCUAUUGAAUUAGAUCAAAUUAAAUCAAAAUUAUUCAUCACAUCUCAAUCGAUCAAUGAUCCAUCUACUACUACUACUACUACUCCCACUACUACUUCUAGUAGUAUACACCAAGACAAGCAUGAUCAAGAUGGUAUUAUUACACAACAGAAUGAAAUGAUUUAUAAUUUAAAAAAUCAAAAUAUUAAUUUACUUAAAGAGAAUGAAGAAGUUCAAGAGAAAUGUACAACAUUAAUGAAUCUUGUUACAGAAUUACGUUAUAAUUUAGAAGGACAAAUUAAAGAAUUAACUGAACAAUUACAUAAUAUACAAGAAUUAAAUAAUAAUCAUUUAAAUAAAUAUAAAGAAACUUAUGAAUUAUUAGAACAAUCUAAAUUAUCUGAAGAGAAUAUACGUCGUGAUUUAAUAGUAACUAAAGAAAAUCUUGAAAUAACCAUGACAACAAAACGUUCUAUGGAAGAACAAUUAAUACAAAAAGAAGUAGAAUUAUCUAUGACACGAAUACGUUUACGUAAUUUAGAUACAAAUCUAAAUACAUUACGUAAUAGUUCAAAUACUGAAAUUUUACGAUUAAAAAAUUUAUUAGAUCGUAAUAUGAAUGAAAUAGAUAAUUUAUCAAAACAAUUAGAUGAAAUGCGUAAUCAUUGUAGUACUAUAGAAACAACAAAUAAUACACUUACUGAACGUAUACAACAAUUACAAAAAGAUAAAGAUAUACAACAACGUAAUUUAGAUACAUUAGUUGAAAAAUUUUAUAGUGAAAUGAAAUCUCGUACAUUACAACCAUCGGCAAAAUCUAAACUUAAUAAUCCUCAUCAUCAUAAUGAUGAUGAAUAUAAACAAUUAGAAAAAAAAUAUAAAAAUUUACAAUCAACAAGUCAUAAAGAUAUACAUAAUUUACAUAAUACAAUAGAUCAAUAUAAAAAAGAUUUAGCUGAACGUAAUCAACAUAUAACACAAUUAACUGAACAAUAUCAAUUAAUUUAUAAAGAAUUAAUACAACAAAAACAAUUAGAAAGAAAUUUACGUACACGUUUAAAUUAUUAUGUACAAAUACAAUCAAUACCAUCAAUGAUGAAACAAUCUAUGGAUGAUGAUAAUGAUCAUGAUCUGGAUCAUCAUGAUGAUGAUCCUAAUACUCCUACUACAAUAGAUCAAUCAAUACAAUCUCAGAAUCCAACAUUGAUAUUACCUAAUAAUAAUAUGACAAUGGAUCCAAUGUGUGGAAUGAAUACAAAUAUAUUAAGUAUAGUAUUAGAAGAUAUAGUUGAUAUUGAUAGUAAAGGUCGAGGUAAAAAUAAAUUAAUAUGGUUACCGAAAUAUGUUGUAUUAAAACGUUUCUCAUUAUUAUUUUAUACAUCAAAAUGUGAAUAUGAAUCAAAUCCUUCAUUAGCUGAAGAAAUUCCAUUAUAUAGGAUUAUGCAUGUACGUGAAGCAACUGAAUUAGAUUUAAUUCAUGCAAAAAAAGAAGAUUUAAAUAGAACUAUUCAAUUAUUUUAUCAAAAUCCAACAAAAAUUCAACAUCAUAUCUAUGAAGCUAAUAUUAUAAAUAAUGAUGAUAAUGAUAAUAUUGAUUUAUAUGAUUCAAGUAUUACAUCAUCAAUAGCACUACCACUACCACCACCAUCACAACAACAACAACAACCACAGCAACAACAACAACAACAACACCAUCAAUCUUUAUUGAAAUUAUCAAGUAAAUCCAAUCAAGAUAUUACUACUCUUAGUAGUAGUAGUAAUACUACUAAUAGUACUACUAAUAACAAUAAUAGUAAUACAAUACAAUGGAUGAAUCAUAAUUUUCAAUUAAUGCGUUUUCAUUUAGGUAAUGUAUUAUGUGAUAUAUGUCAUAAAAAUUGUUCCGAUUUAUUAAAUCCACCAAAAGCAUUAGAAUGUUUACAAUGUCGUAUGCGUAUACAUAUUGAUCAUAUUGAUAAACAUGAAAAAUUUGUCUCAUGUCAUAAUGCUACAAAUGUACGUUAUAUAAGAAUGUCUAAUUCAGCUAUAUGUAAAUUAUGGAUUGAACAAUUAAUGUAUUUACGUCAAUAUUUAAAAGAAUUACAACAAACUAAUGAACAAACAAAUAUAAUAGAUAAUCAUAAUACUACUAUUAAUCAUAAUCAUAAUAUUGUACAUAUGAAUUCAAUGAAAUCAUUAUAUCGUAGUAUACGUGCUGGUUCAUUAGGUCCUACUUCUUUAUCUAGUACUACUACAACAACAUCGAUGACGACAACGUCAAUGUCAACAUCAGGUACUUUAACAAUUACUAAUCAAAAAUCUGAUUUUCAAUCUUCAUUUCGUAAGAAAUUAAUUGGACCAAUAGUGAAUGUUACCAAUAAUAUUACAACAUCUAAUGUAAGUCAUUUAUUAUCACCAAAAUAUAAUAAAUCACCACGUUCAUUAUCACCAUCAAUGAAUAAUUAUCAAAAAUAAAUCAUUUUAUUCAAUAUCCUUAUUGUGUAUACUAUUUUCUUUAUAAUCAAUUAGUUGCUAAGUAUCAUCUGGUCUUCUGCAUUGUUACUAUGUCGUUUAUAUUUAAAAGGAAAUGAAAAGUUUUCUCUUUUUUUUUUACUUCUUACUUUUUUUUGCAUUACAUCAUACUAUUUCUGUACAUUUUUGUUAAAAAGAAAUUGUACAAUCAAUCAUGUCUUCUUCCUCUUUUUUUCCUCUCCACUCCCUCCCCCCCCCGAAUUGUUUUACAUUCAUACAUAUAUACAUAUAUAUGUAAACAUGCGUGUAGAUAAUAUAUGAAACCUUUAUUCUGUGAUCCCCUACUUUUUAUAGACCGUACAUUUAAAUAUAUAUAUUUAUGAGAAUGAGAUAGAAAUUAAUCUAUUCACUUGUUGAUUACCCAUCCCAGUUAUCAUUAUUGACAAUAUAUAUAUAUAUAUAUAUAUAUAUAUAUAUAUCCCUUGAAAUUAUCUCUGUUUCUCCCCCUCCCCUUUUGUGUGUGUGUGUGUGUCAUGUACGUGAAUGGGAAAACACAAAUAUAUAUACAUAUAUUUGAUUCAUAAUUUGACAGCGGAUUGAUAAUUGAUUUUUUUCACCUCCCCUCUCUUUCUCUCUUUAUGACACCUCAUUCCUUUCAUUUUUUUCAUUAUUUGUACGAAAAAGAAAAGAGAAAAAAAAACAAACAAUCACUAGUACAGUUUAUCGUUAUUAUUUCUUUUUUUUUAAAAAAUUCUUUUCUUUCUGCUUUUCUUCUCUCUUCUUUUUAUUCUUUACACAUUGAAUAUAAUGAUCAUUUGUAUUCUAUAACAUGUUUUAUAUGUAUUGUGAAUAAAUAGUUUACUGUUUGUUAUUAUUUCAUUCAUAAUUUCUUUCAUGUUAAUACAUUGUGUAUAUGAUUGAAUAAUGUAAAAGAAAAAAAAAUUAUUAAUCACUAUGCUGUUUUUGUGUGUGUGUUGAUUUUUGUGGCUACUAUUUGAUUGGUUGAGUUGGGGGGGGGGACCAAUGGAAGGAUAAACAUCCCCCUUAUACACACUAAUUGUACAUACAUAUAUAUCAAUAGAAACUAUAUAUUAUAAAAGUUUAUACGUUAUAUUGCUCUUUGGUAAAUAUUUUUGCAGAGUAACAAUUAAAUUUUUGUUUUGUUUUAAUUAUUAUUGAUUUCUUUGUUGUUAUUCUUGUUAUAUAACGGUUGGGAUUCUUUGUCUACACGAAUAGAAUGUUAAUAGAUGAAUAUCUACAUUAAA